Molecule: messenger RNA, 2840 nt
Organism: Cyprinodon variegatus (sheepshead minnow)
Lineage: Eukaryota; Metazoa; Chordata; Actinopteri; Cyprinodontiformes; Cyprinodontidae
Gene: vps16
Product: VPS16, CORVET/HOPS core subunit
Exons: 21
Coding region: 161-2410 (749 amino acids)
Biological process (GO): intracellular protein transport; vacuole fusion, non-autophagic; endosomal transport
Cellular component (GO): cytoplasm; HOPS complex; endosome
Molecular function (GO): actin binding
Source: RefSeq, a predicted model, not a curated record
UUUACCAACCGAAGAAGAAGAAGAAACAGGAAGAGGAGGCGCGGCCCUCGCAGCAUCAGCUGACUCCUCGGCUGUUAUUAUUCUAAGCUCCUGCGGUUCGGUUCGGUUCGGUUCGGGCAUCCGAACCAGCAGACCCAAUCCCUCCCUCCUCUUCCUCAGCAUGGCCUUCAUCACCGCUAACUGGAACCCGCUGGGAGACGCCUUCUACCGGAAGACAGAACUUUAUGAGAUGUUCUGGAGCCUUCGGGACGGACUGGGAGACAGCCUGGUGGCUGCAGCGCCCUAUGGAGGUCCAAUCGCUCUCCUCAGAGAACCUCUCAGACGUUCCACCAGUUCCCGUCCCCAGUUGGACAUCUACUCGGCCUCAGGAGUGUCCAUCACCAGCUUCCCUUGGAAGAGCGGUCCGGUGGUCCACCUGGGUUGGUCCGUCAAUGACGAGCUCCUAUGUGUUCAGGAGGACGGGACAGUCCUGAUCUACGACCUGUUUGGGACAUUCAAGAGACACUUCAGCAUGGGACAGGAAGUGGUCCAGAGCCAGGUUCUGGAGGCCAAGGUCUUUCACUCUCCCUAUGGAACUGGCGUUGCCAUAGUAACAGGCUCCUCCCGCUUCACCCUGGCGACCAACAUCGAGGACCUGAAGCUCCGCAGGUUACCUGAGGUCCCAGGUCUCCAGGGGAAGCCGUCCUGCUGGGUGGUCCUGACCCAGGACAGACAGACCAAAGUCCUGGUGUCCAGUGGAGCUGAACUCUAUGUCCUGGACAACACCUCCUGCACUGCUGUGUACCCCCCAGGUCUCAGUCCUCAGGCUGGCAGCAUCGUCCACAUGGCCGUCUCCUUCAGCUAUAAGUACCUGGCUCUGUUCACGGAGGCGGGACACCUGUGGACCGGCCUGUCCAACCUGCAGGAAAGACUGAGCGAAGUGGACAUCAAAAGGACAGCUCCGCCCACACAGAUGGUCUGGUGCCGCAGGCCCAGGUCCCAGCAGCCCUCCGUGGUCCUGAUGUGGGACAGACUCCUCCUGGUGGUGGGAGCGUGUAACGACACCAUCCAGUUCCCCAUGGAGGAGCGCUCGGUGUUGGUGGGGGAGCUGGACGGCGUCCGGAUCAUCGCUCCCUGCAGCCAGGAGCUGCUGCAGGAGGUUCCUCUGGUCUGCCAGGACAUCUUCAAGAUCGCCUCCAUGGCUCCUGGAGCGCUGCUGCUGGAGGCCCACCGCGAGUACGAGAAGUCCAGUCAGAAGGCGGAUGAGUACCUGAGGGAGAUCAAGGAGCAGGACGUCCUGGGAGACGCCGUGCGGCAGUGUGUGGAGGCAGCGGCGCACGAGUACGACCCUGACACCCAGAAGGCUCUGAUGAGGGCGGCGUCCUUCGGCAAGUGUUUUCUGACGGACUUCAGUCCGGAGCAGUUCGUGGUGACCUGCAGGGAGCUGCGGGUGCUGAACGCCGUCAGGGACAGCAGCGUGGGGAUGCCGCUCACUCACACUCAAUUCAAACAGAUGACCCUACAGGUGCUGAUAGACAGGUUGGUCUACCGGCAGUUCUACCCGUUGACCAUGGAGGUCUGUCGCUACCUGAAGAUUCCAGACUACCAGGGAGUCAGCCGAGUCCUGAAGCACUGGGCCUCCUGCAAGGUCCAGCAGAAGGACCUGACGGACGAGGCCAUCGCUCGAGCCGUCUGCUCCAAGGUGGGAGACUGUCCUGGGGUGUCCUACUCUGACAUCGCAGCCAAGGCGUACGAGUGUGGCCGUCCUGAGCUGGCCAUCAAGCUCUUGGACUAUGAGGCCCGUUCUGGAGAACAGGUUCCUCUGCUGCUGAAGAUGAAGAGGAGCCAGCUGGCCCUCAGCAAGGCGGUGGAGAGCGGCGACACCGACCUGGUGUACACCGUGGUGACCUACCUGAAGAACGAGAUGAACCGAGGAGAUUUCUUCAUGACCCUGAGGAACCAGCCGGUGGCCCUCAGCCUCUACAGACAGGUGGGCUCAGCAGAACCAGAAGGUGUAGGAGGUCCUGGCUGGUAUCCAAACAGGAAGAUGGACCAGAUCCCAGCUCAUCCAUGGUUCCUCCCCUUCAGGUUCUGGUGGCUGAAGCUAAAGUCUCUGGCUGAGAAGGAGCAGUGGGAGGAGCUGGAGAAGUUCUCCAGGAGCAAGAAGUCUCCUAUUGGUUACCUGGCCUUCGUGGAGGUGUGCAUGAAGAACAACAACAGACAUGAGGCCAAGAAGUACGUCAGUAAGGUCACACCUGAGCAGAAGGUCAAAGCUCACCUGGCUGUCGGGGACCUGGAGGGGGCCGCAGACGCAGCCAUCGAGCGCCGCAACGACUCGGAGAUGGGGGCGGUCCUGUCCAGAUGCUCCGCCUCCGACCGCCUGCUGAUGGACAGGUUGACCCGCGCCCGGGCCGGCGCUGCCAGGAAGUGAUGUCACUGAGGAAGCUGCCUGUGGUUGGCUGAGGACUCUUCCUGUCUGAAUAAAGUGGAUCAGAACACGGGCUCCUGGAGCUGGCAGAGCGCCGGCCCGGUUCCCGAUGUUUGGGUUUAAAGACUGGAUGUUCUAUAAUAAAAGUUCUGUUUGUGACCCAGAUUGGUUACAGCUGCGGUUCUGGUGGAUUUGGGUCUAUGAAAGCAUGUCGCUAUGAAUAAAUGAGCUUUUAAAGAAGGGGAAGGUUGGUGCUGAUCUGGUCACUAAGCAACCAGGACUCUGGUUACCAUGGUAACCAUGGGUUUUAGGGAGAAGCGUUCUGGACCGGCUUCCAGUCCAAACGGGUCCGUUAGUCCUGGAUUGUUGUGACUCCAUCAGAGCAGCUGGAUACGAUGUUCAUCCAGGUAAACAGGAAGCCACCAGGUGAGAU